Messenger RNA from Peromyscus californicus insignis, 818 nucleotides. It is a transcript of the gene Ripply3, whose product is annotated as ripply transcriptional repressor 3. The record is from RefSeq and is a predicted model, not a curated record. The coding region runs from base 1 to 486 and encodes 161 amino acids. Gene Ontology annotation, cellular component: nucleus. NCBI's taxonomy places the organism in Eukaryota, Metazoa, Chordata, Mammalia, Rodentia, Cricetidae. The transcript is spliced from 4 exons. Gene Ontology annotation, biological process: embryonic pattern specification; negative regulation of transcription by RNA polymerase II.
AUGAGACCCGAGGCGGCAGCCGGAGCCCCGGAGGCUCGGGGACGCCUCUGCCACUGUCCCGGGGAUGAUCCCGGGAGGCCACCGCUGCCGCGUGGACCCGAAAGUUCCGUUCCAGCUCUGUGGAGACCGUGGAUGCCGCUUCCUGCAGAUGCCGAGCUGACCAGAACUGGAAGUCCGUGUGAGCCUUGUGGGACCCAACAGACUCUAGGAUCAAAGGGGGCCUUUGGGUUCCAGCACCCUGUCAGACUUUACUUACCCCUUUCAAAGCGUCAAGAAUACCUGCAGAGUUCUGGGGAGAAAGUGCUGGCCAGCUUCCCAGUGCAAGCCACCAUUCAUUUCUACAACGAUGAAUCUGAGUCAGACUCUGAGGAGGAAGAAGAGGAGGCCCAGCCCAGCCAUCUUCAGAGCCGGGAGGCAGAAGGACAGGGCCGUGGUCCCGGGGGAAAGGGCAGAGCAGGGCUGACAAGCCUGUCGGAGGAAGGGUAGCUCCGGGGUACGGGUCAGCUGUGUGCAGGGGGCAGUGAGCACUCCAGCGAAUGAAGUGAGUCUCUCCCAUGCUGGUCCCUGUCCUGGGGACAGCCUUGCCAGGGACAGCUUCAGAGGCUGGGACUCCGCUCAGCACCUGCAAAGGCCAGGGACUUCACUUUUACUUUUUAUUUUCCUGGUCAUGUGUGUCUGGGUGUGUGUGCACGUGCAUGUGCGUGUCUGUGUAUGUGCGUGUGUGUGUGUGUGUGUGUGUGUGUGUGUGUGUGUGUGUGUGUGUCUGUCCGUCUGUCUGUGUGUGAUCCAUACCUUUGGGGAAGGUUGCCUGACAGAGA